This is a messenger RNA of Phaeodactylum tricornutum CCAP 1055/1, 3108 nucleotides long. RefSeq lists its product with no specific name. Gene Ontology annotation, molecular function: sodium:proton antiporter activity. NCBI's taxonomy places the organism in Eukaryota, Bacillariophyta, Bacillariophyceae, Surirellales, Neidiaceae. Bases 193 to 3108 code for a protein of 971 amino acids. The transcript is spliced from 2 exons. The record is from RefSeq and is a predicted model, not a curated record. Gene Ontology annotation, cellular component: membrane. Gene Ontology annotation, biological process: sodium ion transport; regulation of pH; proton transmembrane transport.
CGAGCUGCUCUUGGUGAAAUACGCAGCCAGAUUCGUAGAGCUGGAUUUGAUUCUAGUCUCUUGAGCGACCUCACUGUACGCAAGCUACGCGCAGGAAGCAGCAGAUCCGUUAACGGCCACAGAUAGAUACAUCGUUCGCGCAGAGAAAUACGGAACAACUUGUACUCACAUUCUGGACGACUGUAACUUGAAAUGCUGCACACCCCGGCGUCUCCAUCUGGAAGUGUUGGAUCGUUGAAACGAGAUAAGGAGGAAACUGAUUUUGAUUUUGAUCACGACGAGGGCUUCAUCAUACCGUUACAGAUGUAUUCUAACACAGGUUCACGCAUGCGGAACACCGCUCUGACUCCACCGUCCCGGCGCAAGUUUCCCUGGAUGUGGACAAUGCUUGUGUUCCUAACAUUGAUUAGCAUAGCCUUUGCUUUCUGGAGCGAGCUCCUGGAAGCCUUCCCGACUAUUACGAUACAUUCAAAUAUCGCCAAUCACGAAAGACAAAGUGGAGUUUUUCCGAUCCAACCCGUUGCGUCCGCUUCACGACGAGGCUCUGGCGCGCCGGUUGCGGUCGUUGUCGAUACGCGGGAAUCGGCGGGAGAACAACAACAAACAAUAAUGACGACUGAAGCGGCUGCAUUUCCACCUCCGAAAUUGUCGGGAAUUCCUUUGCACGCCGCCCAGGCACUAGCUUGUCGCCAGUCCGUAAUUAACUUCGUCAUCAACGCGACGGACGGCAAGGAUGAAUGCGAAGGAUUGAAAAAAGCCUUCGAGCGUACGUGCAGCAAUGACGGUUACGAAGACUCCGACUCUAAAGAUAAAGCAGGGAGACGCAAGCACCGUAACAUGAGUGAGAAACUAUGGGACAAAUCAAUACCCAAAGUAGAUCGAUGGCACGAGUCGGUGUUCUACCUUUCGCAAACGCUUCGCCGGAUAGGUGACUGGCUUAUGUGGAAAGAACCUGCCCCCUUCUUUUUGGCCGAAGACGAGGUUGCCACGGACGAAACUUGGCAAACUGCUCGCUUUCUCGUAAAAGAAGAUUUAGACCGCGUUGUAUACCGAGAUAUUCUGCAUUCUUGGGCAACGCUGGAUUGUCAGAUCAGGCCUGAGCUUUGCCAAGCAAGAGUACGCCGAAAACUCGAUGAAAGCAUCGAGUCCUCCUUUGCCAAUGAUGGAAACAAGGAGGUACAACACUCGAACCACACACAUUCUGGUGGUGGAUUGUCUCUAGAUCUUCCUUUCGCCAGCGGCCAUGUUUCGGAAAAGGUCAUGGGUGAAGCUCUCAUGCUUCAACAAGGAGAUAAGCUCAUUGAAAAAGCCACCAAUCACACGUCGACAAAUGCAGCUAAAUCGGAAGCGGCAGCCUCUUCCAAGGCUGUAUCGGAUGCGUCUGCUGCAGUAUCGGCCGUCCUGAACGAUCCUUCGUCUAUUGAAGCCAGGACGUGUUGUGCGUCCAUUCUGAACGUCUAUCAUGACAACUGCAGUACCGAUGUAGACGAUCAAGUCUCAGACAGCCGGCUUUUUUUUGUCGUGUUUGUCAUGGCUUUAUGUGGAAUGGUGAAAAGCCUGAUUCGUCAUUUCAAAAUUCUGUGGUUGCCCGAAGCUGCAGGCUGCAUCAUUGUCGGAGUAUUGAGUGGAUACGGUAUGUUGCUGUUGCCACACCACGACAUUAGCUUUGAUGGAAACUGGUUUUUGCGCAUAUUGGUACCACCAAUCAUCUUUGAAGCUGCAAUCAGCAUUGACAAGCGAGCUUUCAACCGCCACAUUGUGCCAAUUCUGAUUUACGCAGUUGCUGGUACACUGGUGGCGACUGUUUUGACAGCAUCAAUUCUUCAUCGAGGCACGACGAUGCUGUCAGACUGGUGUUAUCCUAUUCCUUACGUUGAGGCCCUUGCUUUUGGUGCGCUGAUUUCAUCUAUUGAUCCAAUUGCUGUCUUGAGUGUGUUAAGUAACAUGGGAAUGACAGAUACAGAUACAAUAUAUGUCGUGAUUUUUGGGGAGUCGUUAUUGAAUGAUGGCGUCGCAAUUGUUCUCUUUCAUACGCUUGUGCAUUUUCUUGACGAAACACUUGUGAUUGAUCGGGCAGCCGUGAUAGCUGCCGUCAUUCAUUUUGUGGUGGUAGCGUUUGGCUCAUUUUUAAUCGGUGUCGCAUCAGGUAUGCUCUGUACCGUCUACUACUGGAUUUUCCACGGAUGUCAGACUCCGUUGGUGGAGGUGCUAAUGUUUUUUUGUUGGGCACUCUUGCCCUAUUAUGUUUGCGACGGUAUUGGCUGGUCCGGCAUUGUCUCUGUAGUAGCUGCCGGGUUCGUGAUGGAUUUGUACAUCGUCGGUGACGAGCAUGGCGAGUCUGAGAUCGGAGACACGAGAGAACCUUCGCCGAAAGUCGAGUCGGCUCGAAAGCGUGGCCAGAUCUUCUCGCCUAUGGGACAACUAUCGAAUGAAGCCAAGACACAUAUUGGCUUUGUCACGGAAAUCAUUUCGACGAUGAUGGAGACUGCUAUUUUUGCUUAUCUGGGCCUUUUCCUUUUCAGCCAUCGUUAUCACUGGAACAUAUGGCACACCUUGAUCUCGAUUACGGCGUGUUGUCUUAGUCGCGGCAUUAUGAUUCCGUGUCUGAGCUGGGUUGCCAAUUUUAUUUUACGUAUGCAACAAAAUCGGCCGUCUUGUCGAAUGCAGCAAUCGGCAGGACGAAAAAGCCCGCAGUCGGCUGGUGUUGUUAUAGAUAAAAAGAUGCAACUGGUCUUGUGGUUUGCUGGGCUACGUGGGGCAAUGUCUUUUGCAUUAGUCGAGCACAUUCCGUUGUACGAUGAAGUCAGUGGUAUCGGAACACGUCUCAAACCGGAACUCAAGGCCAUGACUUCUGCGUGCAUUAUGUUUACGGUAUUUGUUUUGGGGGGUCGUACCUAUCACAUGAUGGAAUACUUGGGUAUUGCACCCUCCGCCAGCGCACGAAAACAACAGCAGAAUCCGUCACCACUUGAGUUGACGGCACUUAUGACGUCCAAGAGCUACGAAGACUCAAUGGAAAUUGAGGACGACUCGAGUCGAACACCGUCAAGGCCCGGUCAUGUCUUUCGAAGACAACGGCACAAAGAGCCGAUGCCCGAAGGUGAAUGA